UUCUUUCAUCCUCUGGCCUUCUUGAUUCUGAUUCUGAUCACUGGGGAGAGAAUUCUCAAGCUAGGGCUUUUCUCAAAUCAACGGUUGAAUCUAAGAUGACUAAAAUCGCCGCAUGAGCCCUCAAUUCGCUCUCCCUUACAGAUUCUGCUCCUGAGAGCUGACUUUUCUGCAGCUUUUGCUUUCGAGAGUGUCCAUAUAUUUCUUGGUGUCUGAAUUUUUUGGCAUACCAUGUCGGGAAGAAAUCGUGGACCUCCUCUUCCAAUGAAAGGUGCUCCUCAUGCUGGACUACCCCCUCCGAUGCAUGAGCCUCCUUUUGGUGGCAGAGGGCUAGGGCCAUUGCCGCACCCAGCUCUACUAGAAGAGAUGAGGGAAUCACGUUUGGGCCCGAGACCCCUUCCUCCUCACCCUGCUAUAAUUGAGGAGCGUCUUGCUGGUCAACAUCAAGAAAUUCAAAGUCUAUUAGUGGAUAACCAGAGGCUGGCUGCAACCCAUGUGGCUCUGAAACAAGAACUGGAAGCAGCCCAGCAUGAGCUGCAGAGGAUGGCACAUUUUGCAGAGUCAUUGAGGGUAGAUAAGGAUGUGCAGAUGAGAGAAUUGUAUGAUAAGUCUGUCCGAAUGGAGGUGGAUCUUCGUGGGGUUGAAGCUAUGAGGUCUGAACUUGUUCAGGUUCAUUCCGAUAUUAAGGAGCUUACUGCUGUGAAGCAGGAACUCACUGGUCAGGUUCAACUAAUGACACAAGAUUUAGGCAGAAUGACGGCAGAUUUGCAACAGGUCCCUGCUGUGAGGGCAGAUAUUGAGGCUAUGAAACAAGAGUUGCAACGUGCAAGAGCUGCCAUUGAGUAUGAGAAGAAGGGGUAUGCAGAAAACUAUGAACAUGGUCAGAUGAUGGAGCAGAAGUUGAUCACAAUGGCUCGGGAGCUGGAGAAGCUACGUGCUGAGGUUGCUAAUGCUGAGAAAAGAGCACGUGCCUCUGCAGCUGUUGGAAACCCAGCAGGUCCAGGUUAUAAUGCAAACUAUGGCAGUGCUGAGGUUGGGUAUGCUGGAAAUGCUUACGCUGUCAACUAUGGCAUGAAUCCUGUACCGUCUGGUGUGGAGAAUUACCCUCAGUAUGGACCUGGACCUGGCGCUUGGGGUGCAUAUGACAUGCAGCGAGCUCAAGGACACAGAUAGAUUUUCUCUAUCUUGCUAAGCAAUCUCAUAACUGGUAUCUUGGGCUGCAACUUUCUAGAUGAUUAGUUUAGGGUUUAAGUGGUUUUCUAUUCAUGAACAUCUUGGGAUUGUGUCCUUUAGGUGCUUGUUGAAGAGCUGAAGUUGUACUUUAUUGAAAUUGUUACUAGAUUGAUCUUGCAGUUACAUUAUAUGAUGUUUCUCCAUGUUGUCUUCAGUACGAUAAGUGUUCUUUGUAGUUUUUGUUGAGGAUGUGGCACUCAUGCUCAUCUUUCUCUUGAUCUUUGGCAUGAGUUCUUCCUCUAGCCGUUUCUCCUGGAAAAUUUAAAUUUCCAUAUUUAAAA
Molecule: messenger RNA, 1511 nt
Organism: Neltuma alba
Lineage: Eukaryota; Viridiplantae; Streptophyta; Magnoliopsida; Fabales; Fabaceae
Product: protein FLX-like 1
Exons: 5
Coding region: 229-1170 (313 amino acids)
Source: RefSeq, a predicted model, not a curated record